AUGAGGAGACAAGCAGAUGAGCAGACAAAUAGCAGAAUGCUGCAGCAGAAAAAGAGAGAAGAGAAGGAGCUUCUGAAAGUCGGGAGGAUUUUGGCUAAGGCUGGUCAGAGAAUUGGGCACUGGGUGGCCAAACUCCAGGGGAAGGUCGGAGAAUCGGGCACUGGGUGGCCAAACUCCCAAACUCCAGGGGAAGAUCAUUUUUCCACUCCAUCCCCUGUCCAGCUCCACAUCCUUCUCACUGAGAGCCACCUCUACCACCCAAUAAAACCCCACAUUCAGCAUCCUUCAAAUCCAUGUGUGACCCAAUUCUUCUGUGAUACUGGACAAGAGCUUGGGAUUAUUUUGGCUGUAAGCAUCUGGGAUUUGAAGAUUGUAACCUGUGAAGGGGAAGCCAAUGUUCUCAUGGGGUGGCGCUCGUCCGGGAGGCUAGGCCGCACAGGAGCCCAUGGAGUGGAUGGGAGGCUCAGGCACGGCGGGCUGCAGGUCCUGAGCCCGGCCCCAUGGGAAGGCAGCCAAGGCCCGGCGAGAAAUCGAGUGCAGUGCCGGUGGGCCAGCACUGCUGGGGGACUCAGUACACCCUCCGCAGCCACUGGCCCGGGUGCUAAGUCCCCCAUUGCCCGGGGCCAGCAGGGCUGGCUGGCUGCUCCGAGUGCGGGGCCCACCAAGCCCACGCCCACCCGGAACUCCAGCUGGCCCACAAGUGCUGCACACAGCUCCGGUUCCCGCUCGUGUCUCUCCCUCCACACCUCCCUGCAAGCUGAGGGAGUGGGCUCCGGCCUUGGCCAGCCCAGAAAGGCGCUCCCACAGUGCAGUGGGGGACUGAAGGGCUCCUCAAAUGCCACCAAAGUGGGAGCCCAGGCAGGGGAGGUGCCGAGAGCAAGCGAGGGCUCUGAGGACUGCCAGCACACUGUCACCUCUCAAGAGCACAGUCACUUGGACCUGGAGACAGAGAGAGUUAUGUUGAGAAAUGCAAUCAGACUACAAUAACUCUAAAUGGAGGGAACCGAGAAAUGGGCUCUUGCUAUAUUUGGCCCGACUGGUCUUGAACUCCUGGACUCAAGCGAUGCUCCCGCCUCGACCUUCCAAAAUGCUGGGACUACCAGCAUGAGCCACUGUGCCUAGCUACUUGCUGUGUUUUAAAG
This is a messenger RNA of Gorilla gorilla gorilla (western lowland gorilla), 1142 nucleotides long. RefSeq lists its product as uncharacterized. The record is from RefSeq and is a predicted model, not a curated record. Lineage: Eukaryota; Metazoa; Chordata; Mammalia; Primates; Hominidae. The transcript has 4 exons. Bases 1 to 987 code for a protein of 328 amino acids.